AUGUCUUGGUUGCCUCGUUUGCUUUCAUGGUUGGGAUCAUAUUCUUCAGAGAUUAUGCCUGGCAGGAUCCAUCCAAAGGAUCCACACCUCCUUUCCAAUGUUUUGAUUGGAGAUCGCUUCUGCAAUGAUUCAGUCAUUGCAUUGACUGUGUGGAAGCACUCCCUUGUGUUUAGCUGCAAUGGUUUCACUGUGUUUGAUCCAGAUGGGAAAAUAGUUUUCAAAGUUGAUAACUAUUACUCUGAUCCCAAUGAUCAUGCUCUUCUCAUGGAUGAUGCAGGGAAUCCUCUUCUUACCAUGCAGCGCAAGAGAUUCAGCUUGCACCAUGAAUGGGAAGCAUUUAUAGGAGGCAAGAUGGAUGGUCAAAAGCCAUUGUUUGUAGUAAAAAGGCGUUUCCUCCUUCCUACUAGGGUUUUAGCACAGAUAUAUGUGGGUUCAAUAAAUAAAAAGAGCCACCCAGAUUAUCAGAUUGAAGGAUCUUAUGCCAAGACAUCCUGCACUGUUUACAACAGCUCCCGAAAUGUAGUUGUGGAGAUGAGAAGAAAACAGGUGACAUCAGAUAUAACACUGGGAGGAGAUGUUUUCAGUGUAAUUGUGCAGCCUGGAUAUGAUCAGGCUUUUGUUAUGGGGUUUAUUGUUAUGCUGCACCAUAUUAUGGCACCCAAUUACAGCAGAUCUAUGUACUGA
Molecule: messenger RNA, 684 nt
Organism: Cryptomeria japonica (Japanese cedar)
Lineage: Eukaryota; Viridiplantae; Streptophyta; Pinopsida; Cupressales; Cupressaceae
Product: protein LURP-one-related 5-like
Exons: 3
Coding region: 1-684 (227 amino acids)
Source: RefSeq, a predicted model, not a curated record